Molecule: messenger RNA, 3031 nt
Organism: Asterias rubens (European starfish)
Lineage: Eukaryota; Metazoa; Echinodermata; Asteroidea; Forcipulatida; Asteriidae
Product: achaete-scute homolog 1-like
Exons: 2
Coding region: 86-628 (180 amino acids)
Biological process (GO): regulation of transcription by RNA polymerase II; developmental process
Molecular function (GO): protein dimerization activity; RNA polymerase II transcription regulatory region sequence-specific DNA binding; DNA-binding transcription factor activity, RNA polymerase II-specific
Source: RefSeq, a predicted model, not a curated record
UUUUAUUAAGUCAUCUCGCAAGAAACUUGUUUCUCGAGAACUUUUUAGCAGAAACUUUUUUGUUUUACCGUUCCUUCAAACUACUAUGGCCAUCAGUAUGGAAAACUCGCAGAAAUUUCUGCAGCAAGCUGUGCAGCAGUUGGUGAGUGAAGUCAACUCGGCGCUACCUAAACGCGUCACAAAGAGACGUCUCGACCGAUCCGACCCCAAUCAGCCUGAACUUGUUCGCUGCAAACGGCGAAUUCACUUCAACUAUUUGCAGCAAACUCCUCCAGUUGCCGUAGCCCGCCGAAAUGAGAGGGAACGAAACAGAGUGAAACUUGUCAACUUAGGCUUCACCAGCCUUCGUCAACAACUCCCAAACGGCGCUGCCAACAAGAAAAUGAGCAAAGUAGAAACAUUGAGAUCGGCCGUGGACUAUAUUAAGCAGUUACAGGAUCUUUUGGACGAGACGGACGCUGUUAACGCCGUGUUCAACAACAGUUCACUCUCACCGACAUGUUCCCUGACAAGCUCGCCGUCGCCAUCGAGUUAUUCCCCCGAGUCGUCAUCCAGCGAGGUGCUCACACCGGAGGAAGAAGAACUUGUUAAUUUCACAGACUGGUUUACGAUGAAUGGGGCGUGCUGAGACAGUUAAUGAUGCUGUUUGUUUUUAUUAUGGAGAGGGCGUGUCCCCAGCAAGAUGUGACCAAUGACAAUCUUCGACGUCGCUUGCGUCAGGCGCGCAUUCCUGCCAAUCAACAACCAUCGAGAGCUUUGAAGAUCGCAGCCGGCCACACCGAGAGGGAAAACCACACCGUGGUUCUCCCGUACGGGAAACGGCCGUUGUGAACAAAGAAACUCUAGCGGGACCGUGAGGCGCUAGGACACCGCUCCUGACUGUGCUGGUACCGGGGAGUAGGCAUGCCGAACUCGGGUUGAGAGACACAGCGUUCAGUGGGACCCUGUUUGGAAAGGGGGAAAUCAACAAGUUAUUAUUCCCCCUUCAAACGUAAGAUCUUCAAAAACUAACAUUUCACUGACUGUUUUCAGCUACUUUCGCGUGCUACUCACGUUGCCGAUAUUUUGUACAAUUUCUUUCAAAAAGACAAAUAUUAGAAAAGUGUUAAUUGGUGGACAACAUAAACAGGCUUACUUUCAAAAAGUAACAACUUGUUUGUUGAGAUCAUGUGUUCCUAUCCAUUUGCAUCUGUUUCAUUACGCAAACAACUAUUGAAUCAUGCAGUUUAAUUUUGUAAUACUUUUUAUACUAAAAAGGGGAUAAUUUAUUAAGUGCCUGUUUGUUCGCUUUAUGACCGUAUACUUAGCGUGCCUUCCAAUAUUUUGUAAAUAUUAAUAAAUAUUGUAAAAUAUAUUAUUUUGUACAGAGAGAACUUAAUACAUGCAAAUUUUGACAUAAUGUAUUCAUUUUUUAACAACAAAUUGUGUAUCGCAAAUCAAUCAAUACAAUUGAUUUGCAUAUCGACCGCUCAUGUCAGCAUUCCAUUCUAUUGUAGUGAUUAUCUUCUUUUAGGAAAUCGAAUAAUUUUUUAAAGCAUUGUUAUAUAACAUAUUUUUUAUAUCAUUGAGAUUUUAUAGAUACUUUUCCACUUUUAAUUGACUCUUUGUAGUUCUUACUCGAAAUCAGGCAGUUUUUCAAAGGCUUGGAACAUAAAAAAACUCGGUACAUUCUGUCAUGUGAUGAAAGAUAAUUAUGUAAAAUUUCAGCGGUCUGUCAACCAACUUUUUCACUAAAAAAUGAUGUACAGUAAAGUACGAUGGUGCGGUGUUUUGGGCUUCACAGUACCAAGACGCAUCUAAAAGAGAAUUGGUAUUAAACAAAUUGUUUACACUUCCAUAUUUCCUUACAAAUAAAUGGAAAAGGACCCGAUAAUGUGGAUGUUAAUUGGAACAGUGAGGACGAUGGUGCUGACUGUUAAUUGUGUGCUAUCGGAAUUCGCUGAGUAUUCUUUCUUACUGCCUUUAUUAUUGACACCAUUUUUAUAGUAGAUAUGUUAUUUUUAUUAUCGGUUAGGGACAACAAUACUUUCGAAUUGAAGUUUGCCUUAACGUUAAAAAUCUGUGGAGAAAGACUAAGGGACUUAAGAUUGCUUCAUUGUUUUAAAAUUCAAAUUAAUUGUCACUGUUUUCCGUUUGGUUGUGGAUUUAUGUUUAAGCAAUGCUGGUGAAGGUUUAUACUGUACGGUUUUUCAAGGCAUAUGGACAUUGACAAAUUUGAUAACGUGGCAAGAAAACUCAGAUAAUUUCGGAUAAUUUAAUAGGACGUACAGACGUUGUUAGCUUGUACCAAAUGUACGUGUUUUCUCAGCGGUGACAUUUGAAUACUAAAAACAAUUUUCAAGUAAUUUCAUUUUUUUGUUUAUAGUUUUUCAACUGGCUUUAUCGAGCUUGACAAAAAUUACACAUGUGCUUUAAAAUACUUUGACAAAAUCAUUGAAUUAAUAAUAAAUAAAUAAGGGACAACCUUCGGAAACUUAAUCGGUGCAUCACCCUUCAUGGAAACCGAACAAUACUUUAGCAUAGUGAGAGUUUGUAAGUUUGAUAGAUUUUAUGAGACUAACAAUUCACAGAUAUAAGCUAAAGUCAAGUUUAGUUUCAAUAUUUGUUAAAAGAGAAUUACAGUCUCUCAAUAUAGAAUUAUUAUGACGUUAAAGGUAUCAAUAUGGGGGUAAAAUUAUUGUACCGAUAAUUUGCAUACUUCCAGGUAUUUUAUCAACGGCGUCAAUACACAUUAAUAUUUAUCGUUGCCUGGUGUGUUUAGUUAAGAAUAAAAUAAUAAUAAUAAUAAUAAUAACCAUAGUUUGUGGAAAGAUCUACCAAUCGAAACGAGGAAAUAACUCUCCGGAGAAUUGGAGGAAAAUAUUUGUUUGUCAAAAUCAAAACUGAAAGUUUAUUUUUAUACUCGGAUCUGACAAUGAAUGGUUACAAACUAGGAGUCAUUUUGUAAUAAAUAAUACAUCCUUAGGACGUUCAUGUAAAUACGAUUCUUGUUUUCUACGAUAAUUUUUUUUAAAGAGUUUAAUAAAGUAAA